AUGAGCUCUUCUUGCCAAUUCCACCUUGAACAUGAUAACAUGGAGUACCACCUUCACAUGGAAAUCUGGAAAGGAAAUAUUAAUAAAGCUCUGAAUAAUGCCAAAGAGAGAGAUGAGCUUUCUGAUUGGUUGGUUGCAAUGGCUCCAUUGGCAUCUCAUGCAACCUGGCUUUCAGUGUGUGAAGAUUAUGCCCACCAAUUGGAAUCAGAUGGUCAAUACCACAAGGCAGCCACUUACCUGAUGGCCUGUCAUCGCAACUAUGAUGCCAUUGAUUUGUUUAAAAGGCAUCGUUUAUACAAAGAGGCAGUAGCUUUUGCCAAAGUUCGUUUGUCACCCUUUGACCCUGUUUUUGAAGAUCUCUACAAUUCCUGGGCACAACAACUUGCCAAAGAAGGAAAUUAUGAACAAGCAGCAAAAUGUUUUCUUGCAAUUAAGCAGGUAAAAGAUGCAAGCCGAUGCCUUAGUAAACGUAAUGACCCCAUCUGUCUGCGUACAGCUGCCCACAUAAGUUUGAUUGCUUCAGAAAAGCAAAAUGGAUUUUUGUUAGCACAUAAGGUUAUCUGUCAAUAUUUGCAGAAGAUGCAAUAUCAAGAAAUUUACAACUUUACACAAGAACAUCAUAAUCUUAAGGUUUUUACACUUGUCACCAGCCUGCAUGAAUUAAUGAUGUCAGUAUUAGCAUCUCUGAUGCCAAAUGCUGCUUAUGUAAAAGAUAAUCCUGGGUUUGUGAUUCCUGAAAUAAAAACUGCUUCUUCAGACAAUGGAAAAACCCAGCUUCCUGAUUUCAUUCUUGACAGUUGUGAUAUGGAUCCAUUGUGCCCUUGGAAACCAUUCUUGAUCAACAAUCAUACAUUUCUGAAUUAUGUUUUGCGAAUGUGGCACAGUUGCAUGAAUGUUGACCUGAGCAGCAACAGUAACAUUGAAGAAAUGUAUAGCACACUGAACACUCUCAUCUCAAAUAGGCAGAACAUGCUUAAAACUGACCAGUUAAUGAUCCAGAACUGCAUUGAUCUGACCCUUUGUCUUCUGGCCUUGUUACAAGCAGAAACAACCUCUGCUAUAAAGCACCUCCUUCAGAUGAUGUCCAGCCUUCAUGAUGUCGGACAGUUUGAGUUACUUCAGGUUAUUUCUCAAUUGUGUCUUCCACAAGGACCAAAAUACUUUUUGAAAUUGCAACAAGAAGUCACGGCAAUACGAAAACCACAAAAUGAACUUGCUAAAACAACGCCUGUCGACUUGGAGGUCAGCAAUUCCAACCAUUCGGUUAAAUAUGUAAAUAGUUCAAGUGGUGAGAAGGUGAACAUGAUAGAGGAAGGGUCAGUGUCACUCCAACAAGAUGCAGUACGUCUGCAAGCACCUGACCUGAUCCCCACAGGACAUGAAUCAUCUCCCUCCCCAUCAAACCCAUCCCCAAAUGAAGAAACAACAAUUUCUUCACCCCAACUUGUAAAAGAACUGCUUUCCAAACAGUCUUCUUUCCCUUCAUCAAAUGUGUCUUCUUUAUUGCCGUCUUCGCAUUGCUCUUCCCCAUGUUGUCAAGAUGAGGAAUCUUAUCGUUCUGCAACUAAACCACGUAAAAUUUUAUGGAAGGAUGAUCCACCUCUUCGCAGUCAGGUGUGUCCCUUGCAUAAGAAAUACAUCAAUGUUCCUGAUUCAUGGUAUGAUUUGCCUGUUGAUAAGAAAUAUGGUCAACAAUGCAUCAACAUGGGCAUUUUGCUGGAUGAACAAGAUUUAGUAAUGUCAGAAUUAAAACAGGGACCAGAGAAUCCAACGCAGAUUCUUUUUCCACAUCCGCUGUCAACUGCUCAACUCUUAUUGAAUGUGAUUCAGAAAAGUGAAGACUUUGAUCAUUUGGAAAAAUUACAACUUCUUGAAGACAUUCUUUCCUGGGCAAUGGAAUAUUCUUGUACAAGUGAGCAGCAGCAUAUAUUCCAGAGCUUAAAGGAACAGAUAAACAUAUAA
Molecule: messenger RNA, 1962 nt
Organism: Acanthosepion pharaonis
Lineage: Eukaryota; Metazoa; Mollusca; Cephalopoda; Sepiida; Sepiidae
Source: the annotation of a GenBank genome assembly